AUGAGGCAUGUCUCAUCCUGGCGGACACUCUGCUUAGGAGGCUGGCGGGGCUGCACCGCACCCGCACAAGGCUUCGAUGUGACCCCUCUCCCACAGGACACGUGCGCGGUGCCCGAGGCAUGUGCUAACGGCUCUCCGGGCGGGUGGCCGCAGGGCUGGCGAGGGGGCACGGGUGGCCAGGCACACCUCCCCCGCCUCGCCCUUCAGCUUCCGUUCCCGCGGCUCUCGAGGUCGCGAAGGCCGCUUCCAGCCUUCUUCCCACCGCGCCGGGCCCAGGAGGACGCCCAGGGCCGGAAGCACCCGCCCGCGGCCCGCAGACCCUCGGCCCGCGGGCCGCGUGCUAACCCGGUGCACUGUGGACGCCGCAGCCUGGCCGACCCUGGGCCCUCUGAAGCUUUCCAGUACCAGCUGUUUGCUCAGCUGACAAGAAGUGACACAGCAGUUAGGAGGUGGACCUUGGCAUCAGAGCAGCCACCAGCCCAGUGGGGGCGCCGGCGAAAACGGGCGACACGGGCGGGAGGCGACCUGCGAGGACGGCCUCGGACCCGGGCUCCUGAGACCUGCCGCACUGCGCGGGGCCAGGUAGUCGGUCCUGGGUUUGGAGGCGCGGCCACAGGCCAGAGCCCGCCGCUUUCCCGGAUCGCGCUCUGUACAACGGUGACCGGCCGGCGGGGUCAGUCCAGCUGCUUUCCAGCACCCCGGGCAGCGCCCGAAGCCCAAACCUAUCGCGGAUCAGAGGGAGACCCAGGGCAUGGUUCGCCUCCUUCUGCGCUAGAUCCCUUGGGCUGCGCGAAGGCCGGGCGGGUGGUUGCUCUGCGCUCCACUGCUCAUGCCUGCGGGUUGCUAGGAGUCGCGAGGCGCAGGCGCGCUGGUGGUGCCGCGGGGUGUGCCAGGCCCGCGGUCUCCGCCCUCUGGGGCUCGCGCCUGCCGGUUGCUAGAAGUCUGGAGUGCGCAGGCGCACUAGGGCGGCCGCGGGGUGUGCCGGCCCGCGGUAGUUUGGCGCUUCGCUGUUCACCCCUGCUGGUUGCUAGGCGUCGGGACGCUAGUCGGAUGCCCACGGGCUAUGGAGCAGCUAAAGGUGGGUGCGGGGUAUCGGCUAUGGCUUUCUGGGCGCCUUUUGUGCAUUCGGGCCGCGCGGCUGGGCCUGGGAGAGAGCUGUGCACUAGGCUGAGCGCCAGCCGUAGGCCGGCCAAAAGUCAAGGAAUGCCAUCUGCGUCCAUUCCAUCGUGCCUUCCCUCCUCGCUGUCGUUCGGGCUUUCACGUUACUCCCGUUUACGGUGCCGAGCUGCAUCCUUGUGCCAGAUGCACGACACUGCUGGACCGGCGCCCCGGCGCUGCUUCGAGAAGCACUCGGUCCUUUCAUCCCCUGCAACUCUAGAAACUGCGUUUGCUGGGGUGGUUGGCGGCGGGGCUACUAAAACAAGCCCCCCGGGGUUGUGGUCAUCGGGGCAGCGUCGCCGCAGAACCUGCCGCGGGACCGGGGGCCGCCCCUCCUUCAGCGCCCACGAGCGGCCCUGGAGAGUCCAUUUUCCAGACACUGAAAGAGCAGGGUGGCUAAAUAAGACUGUAGAACACAUGUGGCCUUUCAUUUGCUAGUUCAUAGAGAAGUUGUUUCGAGAAACCAUAGAGCCAGCUGUGUGGGGAGCACACACCCACCUCAGCACCUUCAGUUUCUCCAAAGUUGACAUGGGUCAACAGCCCCUCAGGAUCAAUGGUGUUAAGGUAUAUACUGAAAAUGUGGACAAAAGGCAAAUUAUUUUGGACCUCCAGAUUAGUUUUGUAGGAAAUUGUGAGAUUGAUUUGGAGAUCAACCGGUAUUUUUGUAGAGCUGGUGUGCAAAGCAUACAGAUUCAUGGUACCAUGUGGGUGAUCCUGGAACCAUUGAUUGGAUACAUGCCCUUGGUGGGAACUUUGUCCAUCUUCUUCCUUAGGAAGCCACUUUUAGAGGUUAAUUGGACCUGACUGAAAGUUCUCCUUGAUGUACCUGGACUGAAUGGUUUAUCCAAUACUAUCAUUUUGGAUAUAAUAUCAAACUAUCUGGUGCUUCCCAAUCGGAUCACCAUUCCUCUUGUCAGCGAAGUUCAAAUAGCUCAGUUGCAGUUUCCUAUACCAAAGGGUGUUCUGAGGAUACACUUCAUUGAAGCUCAGGAUCUUCAGGGCAAAAAUACUUACCUUAAGGGGCUUGUCAAGGGAAAGUCAGACCUCUAUGGAGUUAUUUGUGUUGGCAACCAAAUCUUCCAAAGCAAGGUCAUCAAGGAGAACCUCAGUCCAAAGUGGAACGAGGUGUAUGAGGCUCUAGUUUAUGAACAUCCAGGACAGGAAUUAGAGAUUGAACUCUUUGAUGGAGACCCAGACAAGGAUGACUUUCUGGGAAGUCUCAUGAUUGAUCUCGUUGAAGUUGAAAAGGAGCACCUUUUAGAUGAAUGGUUUGGCCUGGACGAGAUCCCCAGGGGAAAGCUUCCCUUGAGGCUGCAGUGGCUUAUGCUGGUCCUGGACGCAUCCAGCCUGGACAAGGUGCUGGCAGACAUCAGAGCUGACUAAGACCAGGCCAGUGAUGGUCUCUCCUCCUCCUUGCUGAUCUUGUGUUUGGACUCGGCGAGGAACCUUCCAGUAUGCCUUCAAUUUAAUCCUGAUGUCUUGAAGAAGGCUGCAGUUCAGAAAACUUUAAAACGGUCAGGGAAGAAAAUGAACAGCAGUUCAAACCCUGUUGUCCAGAUGUCAGUUGGGCACAAGGCCCAGGAGAGCAAGAUUCGGUACAAAACCAGUGAACCUGUGUGUGAGGAAAGCUUCACUUUCUUUGUUCACAAUCCCAGGCGCCAGGACCUUGAAGUUGAGGUCAGAGAUGAGCAGCACCAGUGUUGCCUUGGGAACCUGAAGAUCCCUCUCAGCCAGCUGCUGGCCAGCGAGGGCAUGACCCUGAGCCAGCGGUUCCAGCUCAGUAACUCUGGCCCCAACAGGACCCUGAAGAUGAAGGUCGCCCUCUGGGUGCUCCACCUUGAAAAGCAAGAAAGGUCUCCAGAACACCAGCACUCAGCUCGAGUAAAGCAACCCUCUGUCUCCAGGGAUGGGAGGAAAAUGCCCACCAGGGCUCAGAUAUCUGCGUCACCCCACACUGCAGAUGGGACCCUCCCACCUGUGCCAGACAGUGGGAGUGAUGGUAAGCCUGGCGAGGAGGAGAGCACCCCGUCUGUGGAGGCCAGCCCUCCAGAGCCAAGUGACCUGGCCAGAAGCUGCUCCAGCCUGCAGGCCAGUGCUGCCUGAUCCCCCAACCCAUCCUCAUCAAGGAGCCCCCCAAGCAUCGCUUCGGACGUGUCACUGUCCAUCAGCACUCAGGAGCUUCGGCAGCAGCUGCGGCUGCUAGAAAAUGGGACAACACUGGGACAGAUCCAGCUGACCGUGCGGCACAGCUCAUAGAGGUACAAGCUGGUGGUGGUCGUGCUCUCCUGCAGGAAUCUUAUUGCCUUCUUGGAAGAUGGCUGACCCUAUGUCCACAUGUAUUUGUUACCAGACAAGAGGAGGUCAGGAAAGAAAACACACGUGUCAAAGAAAACAUUGAACCCCAUGUUUGAUCAGAGCUUCAAUUUCAGUGUCUCCUUCCCAGAAGUGCAGAGGAGGACAUUAAAAUCUGCAGUGAAGAACAGUGGCGGCUUCCUGUCCCAAGACAAAGGGCUUCUUGGCAAAGUAUUUUGA
Messenger RNA from Manis javanica (Malayan pangolin), 3690 nucleotides. NCBI's taxonomy places the organism in Eukaryota, Metazoa, Chordata, Mammalia, Pholidota, Manidae. The record is from RefSeq and is a predicted model, not a curated record.